GGGCCGCGGCCGGAGUCGCGCGGAGCUCGCCGCCGCCGCCCCCGCCCCCACCGAGACCCCCGAGGUCCGGGGCGGCGAUCGGCCCGGGUCGGCGGCGCGGCUGCUGGUCGAGAACCGCCACAACUUCGCGCGGAGCGGCCCGCCGUCGCGGCUCAUGUACUACCGCGGCGGGUCGUGGCUGGACUUCCCGGGCCGGGUGGUGGGCUCGCUCAGGCCGGGCUUCGAGGAGCGCAUGCCCGUGGUGGACGCGUGCGUCGACGGGGCGAGGUAUCUGUUCGAUUUCUUGCGGAUGCUGCAGAUCGAUUUGGAGACCGGGAACAGCCGGUCGAUCGCGUGGAUUGACGAGAGCGGGAAGUGCUUCUUCCCGAGUAAUUUCGUCGGCGAACGAUUCGAAGACGACUCCGCCGUCGUCGACGGGUCAGGCGGGAAUCCCGCGAAGAGAAAGAGGGAGAAGAUCGAGGUGGGCGGAGGGAAGAAGGAGGAGCAAGAGGUGAGUUCGUCGGAUAAGAGAGAAGACGUGUUGAAGAGACCGUGUCUAGCUGUAAACAAUCUAGGGAGACCUAGUCCUAGGUGGCCGAAUGUGAGGUUGUUGAGCGAGGGAGAUAAAGCCUACUCUCAGAUAAAAAAUUUCUUCUUGUCCGGCUUGAAGAAUGUGGAUCCCGGUGCCACCAUAACCGCGAUUCACCAGUGCACGAGGACGACAACUUUCGAGCGCGCAAGAUACGAGGUUUUUACGAAGCAGGUAGACAUCACAAGAGCUGCGAGAGGUGCGUCUAAUACUGUAUAUGCCUGGCAUGGGACGUCUGCGAAGGGUCUGUCAAUCAUAUUGGCGCAUGGAUUUGGAGUUCCUAUUGAGGCUCCUAAGCGUGAGAGUUAUGGAGUUGGUGUGCAUUUCUCUCCUGUGGGGUUGCCCCAAUUGUGUGCUAUGCAUUCGGAGGCAGAUGAUAAUGGCGAAAAGCAUGUGGUGCUGUGCCGAGUUAUAUUGGGCAGUGUUGAGAAAGUGGAUCUUGGGUCUGAUCAGUCUCACCCUUCUAGUGUUGAUUUUGACACUGGUGCGGAUGAUCCUAACAAUCCUACACAGCACGUGGUGUGGUUCAGCAAUGUGAAUACUCAUGUUCUUCCUGAGUGCGUUGUCAGCUUCAAGGCCUCUAACAAUGUUAAGGGCGUGAAGAAUUCAAUUUGUGAAUUAAUUUCGAAGAUGAAGAGUGCCCUCCCUCCUGCCAAACUUCGGGAAGUGGAGAACUUGUAUAGUGUUUUUAGGGCAGGAAAGUUGGUCAAAGAUAGUUUUGUGAAACAGUUCCGAUCGAUAACCGGUGAUGACGCGCUGCUUUCUGCAAUUCGGGAGAUUCGUGGAUCCGGAUAAUGAUCGUUGAGAUUCUUUUAUUUUGGAAGCAUUCGUUGUGAUUUGCUCAAUUGAUAGAAUCAUAGGAGUACAGGAUCAUACAUAAUACUCAGUCAAAGGAGGGUUCAAAAGAAAGGGUUUUAACUGUGCAAGCAAGAGACCUUUUCAAUUGGUUUUUUUUUUACUCAUUUUCUUACCGCCUUAUCAAUAAGUGUGGAAAAGAUUUCAGAUGAAGAAAUGUUAGCAUUUGUCGGUGAAUAUGAUGUCUUGAAGUAUGUGAAGCCAAGGACACCCAUCUUUGAAUGGCUUUGAAUGACUUUCUCAAAAAAGUCAUAAAUGUUAUUUUGAUCUAUCAAAUUGUCAUAUUCCUAA
Syzygium oleosum is the source of this 1714-nucleotide messenger RNA. Its product is annotated as probable inactive poly [ADP-ribose] polymerase SRO3. The coding region runs from base 155 to 1363 and encodes 402 amino acids. Gene Ontology annotation, molecular function: NAD+ poly-ADP-ribosyltransferase activity. The transcript is spliced from 4 exons. Lineage: Eukaryota; Viridiplantae; Streptophyta; Magnoliopsida; Myrtales; Myrtaceae. The record is from RefSeq and is a predicted model, not a curated record.